AGUCUCCCUUGUAAAACGAAUGCGCACCACCUGUAGCUCGAUAUCUACGCUUGAAAGGUCAAUCGCCUUUCGAUCGAGUUUCUCUCAUCGAAUUUUCAUCAAGAUGUAAGAAUAUUUGACUGGAAAGAAAAGGAGAACAUCCUCGGCGUGGAUACGUGCGAACGAUGGGCGAGAAAGGAAAAAGUAACUCUUCUAAAUGGAGUAUGGAGGAACGUGAAAAGAUUUUGGCUACUGGAACGCUAGAACAGAAAAAAGAAGCUUUCAAAGAUGACGAAGAGUUGAUGAGAGAAACUACAAAAUUUGUAAGCGAGGUGAUCGAAACAGCAGCCACGGAGGCUUCUAAGAGGAAAGUGCACUCGGAGUCGGGGGAUGCGAACGAAGGAAGUAAAUUGAAGGCCAUCGAGAGCAUCACUGGCUGGAAUCAUCGUGCACGUGGAUUCUGCAAUCGAAUAAUGAACGCGCUCUGUCCGUGUUUCACCAACAAUGAAUUAUUCGCCUGGACACCGUACCGGUAUCGCUUCACGAGACCUUAAUCGCUUGCCACGUUCCAGAGUUACCCAGCAGCAGCCAUUAAUUCGAUCGAUAAAAUAAUAAAGAGCGCCGCGAGUACUCGUCGUUUUGCCGAAUAAUGUGAGUUAACCGAUGGCGAGAAAGAACAGCUCACUGGCAACGACCAACCUCUCUUUGCGCUAUUCGACAUUAUGUAAUUUAGUUUAGUUUAAUGUAAUUUUAUUCCGUUUAUUUAAGCUACAGUUUGUUUACACUUUCAUUAAUAUUUCAUUUCUCUGAUUUCCAGCGUGUAGAAGCAUACAUAUACGUACAUCUAUACGUGUGUAUUUUUCUAUGUACGUAUGUCCUGUGUGUCUGUAUGUAUGUACGUAUACAUUUUAGGAUACCCGUUUACACUUAACUAGAUGUACCAACGAUUGAAUUAACUUUCGUUGAUGAAAUUUCGUGCUCCAGUUUCAUGACUAAAUCUGGCGAACGAUCCUCUUCUUUGUUGUACCCUGUCACGUAGAAGGUACUUCACCGUUGGUACAACGCAUGAAAAAGAAACGACGUCGGUGUAAAAUAAAUUGGUGGUAUGUUCGUUGUAAUUUUAAACGCAUACAUAUAUCGUUACUGUUUCGUGUAAUAUCAUUAUAUGAAUGGUGUAUGCCUUGAUUGAAAGUACAGGAACAAGAGAGAAAGAGGAGACGAAGAGAAUCAGAUGAAUUGUAAUUGAAAAGCAGGAAGGAAGCAAAGAGAGAGUGUAAAGAAGAGAGGAGGUGUAAGAGCGAGCGUGUGAAUGAGAGAGAGAAAGGUGAAAAAUAAGAGGUAAACUAACUGUAAAAUUACUUAAUGUGGGAUCAAAAAAAUGAAAAAAAGAAUCUAUCGACUGACAAUCAAAAGAAUACGUUAUAAAUACAUGCAAAUAUAUAUUUACACGCACACAUUAGUUGCGUAAACAUUGUUUCUCUGACCGGCAUUAUAAGUAUCAGUAAAUCACAUGUCCAAGAACUGCUUUUUUUCGGAAAGUAUUUUUACUAAUUCUUUACUAAAAGAGUUUAUUCGCCGCUAUAAUAAAUAAACAAUUGAACGUAUUGCUGUAAAGCGGCCGAAUAAGCAUAAAACUGUCCAGUUACCUACUACAGAAUACGUGUGCAUAUGUACCAUAUACAUACAUCCAUUCAAUUGUAAGUUACGUAAACAGAUAUAACAUUAAUUUUCUGUGUAUCUGUUAAUAAACGUACAAAUGUAAACAAGAA
This is a messenger RNA of Osmia bicornis bicornis, 1748 nucleotides long. RefSeq lists its product as uncharacterized. Lineage: Eukaryota; Metazoa; Arthropoda; Insecta; Hymenoptera; Megachilidae. The record is from RefSeq and is a predicted model, not a curated record. The coding region runs from base 165 to 533 and encodes 122 amino acids. The transcript has 5 exons.